AUGGCCGCGCGCAGCGAGGCCCGCGCCGCGCGGCUGCUCUCGGCCUCGGGGCGCGCGACAAGCGCCCGCGUAGACCCGGGACCUUACACCAACGGCGUCCUCGACACGGAGUACCUGGUGCACCUUGCCAUCGGCACGCCGCCGCAGCCCGUGCAGCUCAUCCUCGACACCGGGAGUGACCUCGUCUGGACGCAGUGCCGACCGUGCCCCGUCUGCUUCAGCCGGGCGCUCGGACCGUUGGACCCGUCCAACGCCUCCACGUUCCACGUGCUCCCCUGCAGGUCGCCAAUGUGCGACAACCUCACCUUGUCGUCUUGCAGUUCCACGUGCUAUUAUCCUUAA
Messenger RNA from Miscanthus lutarioriparius, 342 nucleotides. Lineage: Eukaryota; Viridiplantae; Streptophyta; Magnoliopsida; Poales; Poaceae. The record is from the annotation of a GenBank genome assembly.